Cataglyphis hispanica is the source of this 1744-nucleotide messenger RNA. Its product is annotated as transcription factor Adf-1-like. Gene Ontology annotation, cellular component: transcription regulator complex; nucleus. The transcript is spliced from 6 exons. Gene Ontology annotation, biological process: regulation of transcription by RNA polymerase II. The record is from RefSeq and is a predicted model, not a curated record. Bases 265 to 1176 code for a protein of 303 amino acids. NCBI's taxonomy places the organism in Eukaryota, Metazoa, Arthropoda, Insecta, Hymenoptera, Formicidae.
GGGGAGCACACACUUUUGCAUAACGCAUAACGCAUAAUGCAUAAGGAAAUGAGCCAAUCAGAAUCUCUUAUUUUUAUCCCCACUCUUCGUUCCGAGGAGCUUGCAUUGUGCAUAAAACAUAAUGCAUAAGGGGUCGAAAAAUACGUAAGAAUGAAUUUUUAUGGUUAUGGAUUGUGCGAAGAGACGUGUUGCGUGCUGCGUACUACAUACAACAAACUACGUUUCCAACCUUUCUAACCUUUUCGCAAUAUUCAAUGAAGGAAAAUGGAUCAUGAUUCAUAUCAUUAUGCUUCGUCAUAUCAAGACGAGAACGAAGAUUUUGAUUAUGGGAGUAAAAAUGAAAUGAGCGGAGAUGCUUUGCUGAUCUCUUUAGUUCGUGAUUAUCCUUAUUUAUAUAAUAAGGAGUUGACUGAUUUUAAAGAUAGCCUCAAAAAACAGAAUGCUUGGGUAGAAAUAGCAAGUGUCAUGGAUAUGACAGUGGAAGAUUGUCAAUCUAGAUGGAUGCAACUGAGGCAACGCUAUUCACGUGAAAAAAAACAACAACAAGAAGAAACAACCACCGGAAGUGAAGCAUCAAAAAGAAAAACAUUUGAAUUUUUUGACAAUAUGCAAUUCCUAGAACGAUUUGUUAAAAGGAGAAAAACGAUGACCAACAUAUACAAGAUGAAAAACAAAAGUGUAUCUCAGGUAAUAGGAUCUUCAAAUCUACAAAAGAAUUUUGACUCACACGAUAAAAAAGAAAAUAAUUCAUCUUCUCAAAAUGUGGCUACUUUAAAUAAACCGUUAAUAAAAAGCAUCGUAGAUUUAACAAGUGACAGCGCGCAGCAUAUAGGUAAUGACUCUUUAAGUCCGGAUUUGCACUCAAAUGUACCUGGCAGCUCUUCUACAUCUGCAGUAAAUGUCUCUGGACAUACGGGGGGCAAAGAUUUAAUUGGAAAACAGAUAAAGCCAAAAGGAAAAUCCCAGCCGGAUGUUCUAGAAAAUGCCAUUUGUAAAGUUACUUCUUUAUUAGAGAACAGAUGUGCUCCAGUUUUUUCAUCGCCGUCAUCUCUAAAGCCGGAAAUAGAAGUAGAUUUGGCAUUUUGUCAAUUAAUACUUUCAUUAUUUAUCAGUAUGCCCCAAUGUGCAAAGGCAGACAAAAUGAAAGAAAUAAUGCGUAUUUUAUUUGAUUAUUAAUUGCUAUAUCUUAUAUGACAUUCUACUUUUUUUAUAUGAUAUAUAAUUAUUAGUAAUAUAUAAGUUAAAUGUUUUAAUGCAACAUGUAAUAAUUAUGGUACGUCAUUUUAAGUUAAUUUUUAUAAUGCAACAUGUGAUAAUCAUGGUACGUUAUUUUAAGUUUAUUUUUAUAAUGCAACAUGUGAUAAUCAUGGUACGUUAUUUUAAGUUUAUUUUUAUAAUGCAACAUGUGAUAAUUAUGGUACGUUAUUUUGAGUUUAUUUUUAUAAUGCAACAUGUGAUAAUCAUGGUACGUUAUUUUAAGUUUAUUUUUAUAAUGCAACAUGUGAUAAAUAGUGAUACAUGUUAAGUUAUUUUUUUUAUGUAACAUGCAAUUAUUACUGAUAAGAUAUAUUAAUUUUUAAUGCAACACAUGUGAUAAUUAGUGGUACAUGUUAUGUUUAUUUCUUUUAUGCAAUAUGUAACGAGUGACACAAAAUGUUAUAUUUAUUUUUUUUAUGCAAUGUAAUAAAUCGUUUUAUUAUAACAUAAGCAUAUGUUUACAUAAAUAUAUAUAUUUAAUUUUCAA